AUGUCGAAAGAGCUAGAAGGCGUGAAAAAGAAGCGACGUUUUAUGAGAAAGUCGGUGACGGACAGUUUAAAGUUGAUUGAUGAAGCGCUUGCAGAGGAAAAUAGUCAUGCCAGAGUUCAGGUACUGAAAGAUAAUAUUUUAAGUAAAUGGAAUGAUUUAACAGAGGUACAAGCCUCGCUUUCUAUAUAUUUGGAAGACAGUGAAAUUGACAGUGAAUGUGCAGCACACAAUGAGUAUGAAAUGAGAGUUAUGGACUAUAUGGCUAGAAUGACAAAGUAUUUAAGUGUUAAUACACAUGCUGAGAACAGCAAUUGGUCUAACGAGAGUGGGUCAAGUUUGGGGUCCACAUGUAAAGUUCAAGUUAGACUGCCAAAGAUUGAAUUACCAACAUUUGAUGGGGAUAUAUUAUGUUGGCAAUCAUACUAUCAGUCUGUUAAAGUGUCCAUUGUGGAUAAUAGUGCUUUAGCUGAUGUGCAAAAACUAGAGUACAUUAUGCGAUCACUGAAGGGUGUAGCUGCUGAGUCGGUUAAGGGAUUUUCAAUAGUGGCUGAGAAUUAUGAAUCUGUUUUGUCAACUCUGAAGGAAAGAUUUGGUCAUUCAAGGUUGAUCUUGGAUGCGCAUAUGAGGGGUUUGAUCCAUUUACCUGGAUUGAGUGCUGAAGAUGCAACAUCUAUGAGGGUGUUUUAUGAUAAAGUAGUCGGGCAUGUUCGCUCGGUUGAGUCAAUGGGAGAGAAGUAUAGCUCUGAAACCUUGGCACCAGUAUUGGUUCCUUUGAUUGUUGAUAACCUACCAAAAAAACUUGUGGAAAAGUGGGAGCUUGAAAUUUGAGAUAAGAAAGAGGGCUGAUUGCCUAUAAAAACACUCUUUACUUUCUUAGAGCAAGUCAUAAGGGCAAAGGAAUCUAGUACACAAGCCCCUAAUGUAGAAUCCAAAACUCCAAAGAAUAUUUCUUUGAAGGAAGGAUUUCACAAAAAUCCAUCAUUCAGAAGAUCUUCAACAUUAGCGUUGCGUUCGUCUACUCAAACUCAAGAAAAAGAGUGUGUUGUUUGUGGUAAGGAUCACAAUGUGUGGUCUUGCAUUAACUUCCUUUCAUUGACAGUGAAAGAGAGAUUCCGGAAAGUUAGUGCUAAAGGUCUGUGUUUCCUGUGUUUGGAAGGUGGUCAUAGGUCGAACAGCUGUAGUCGAAAGACAUUGUGUAAGCAUUGUAGAGGUUGUCACCAUCACCUUCUCCACACAGACCAGCUGCCCCCAAAUAGAACACAUCCAGACAAGACUGAAGCCGCAGAAGGUCAGUCUGCAAGUCAAGAGGAUGCAUCAAAGAAUGUUUCAAAGAAUGUAACAGCCAAUUCAGUUGGAACUGAUGACAUUGGAGAGGUGAUUCUACAAACAGUCUCGAUAGCUAUGGAGUGCUAUGGAUACCAGUGGAGUGUUAUAGAUAGCUAUGGAGUGUUGUGGAUAGUUAUGGAGUGUUAUAGAGAGCUUUGGAGUGCUAUGGAUACCAGUGGAGUGUUAUAG
Molecule: messenger RNA, 1515 nt
Organism: Paramuricea clavata
Lineage: Eukaryota; Metazoa; Cnidaria; Anthozoa; Malacalcyonacea; Plexauridae
Source: the annotation of a GenBank genome assembly